Xyrauchen texanus (razorback sucker) is the source of this 6373-nucleotide messenger RNA. Its product is annotated as proline-rich transmembrane protein 1-like. Bases 252 to 995 code for a protein of 247 amino acids. The transcript has 4 exons. Gene Ontology annotation, cellular component: membrane. Lineage: Eukaryota; Metazoa; Chordata; Actinopteri; Cypriniformes; Catostomidae. The record is from RefSeq and is a predicted model, not a curated record.
UCCUGUGGAUGUUGCGGUCUGACCGUGGAAAAAAAUCACCAGCAGACAUCCAGUAGAUUUACACCGAAUUAACCCAGCCUUUAUUCAGCAUACAUACGGAUUGUUAUCUGAAGAUGCGUUAUAAUUAGCCUGGAGAAAUCAUCACCAUCGUCUGUUGUGAUCUGACAAAGACAGACUCACUGGUAGGAUUUUUGUCCUCAGUAUUUCUAGAGGGACACACGGAACAUCGUCGAAACGGAUAAAUAAACACGAUGUCGUCGGAAAAACACGGAUUGGAGGAGGCGUCAGGGAGGCAAGCCAUGUCUCAGCAGAUGUCACAGAUGGCUCCGCCUCCCUAUCUCCCUUCCCAGGACCCCAACAUGCCCCCACAUCCUCCUCCACCUGGCUGUGGCCCGCAGCCUAAUUAUCCCCCUCCUCCUCCUCCACCUGGAUCAAAUGGGUACCUGCAGGAGACCCAGUUCCACUGUGGGACCCUUGGGCACCAGGGAGCUCCGAACAGCUACACAGUGCAGACGCACGGACCAGGAGGCACAGUUCCUCAUCCUCCAGUGGGCUAUUUACAUCCAGGAUACCCCCUCCAACUGCAGCCCUGCACAGCAUAUGUGCCCGUCUAUCCGAUAGGAGCAGGGGCACAGCCUUACCUGCCGAACAGUGCCCAUCAUCCAGGUGUGACCCCUGGUCAGAUGAUGCAGAUGCCCACUGGCAUUGCUCUGAUGGAGCCUCGUCGUCCACCUCACGACUACCUGCCCAUCGCCGUCCUCACCACUGUCUGCUGCUUCUGGCCCACAGGAAUAAUCGCCAUCAUCAAAGCCGUGCAGGUGCGUACUGCUGUUGCUCGGGGCGACAUGGUUACGGCAGAGAUCGCCUCGCGUGAGGCACGUAACUUCUCUUUCAUCAGUCUGGCUGUGGGCAUCGCCUCCAUUGUGCUCUGCACCAUCCUCACCGUGGUGGUCAUCAUCGCCUCUCAGCACCAUGAUGACGACUGGGAGCCUUAGAGCCCCAGUGCAAGGAUGAACCCCCCCACCCUCCAGGCGCAAAAACCCCUGGUCGCCAUUCCAGUCGGUAUUCUGCUUAUUCUGUUACAAAGCACAGAUCUGGCUUGGAAAUUCAAUAUUACAACCAUUUUUCCAUGUAUUAGUCACAAGAUAGGUCAACAGUAUAGUAAAUCUGAGUCUGGGGAAACACGUCUACCGUACUAUAAACGUGCACACACUCACAUUAACCUACCUGAACACUCCCUCUUUGUCCUAAACAAACACCUGUAUUAGAUCAAUAAGAAAAAGAAUAUAGUGUACUAAAGACUCAAGUCAGUUCUGUCGUGUUAUCAUUUUGCUCUUAAAAUUUGCCAAAAACAUUGCUUUUUAAAAGAAACAAGUAUUACAGAAACAAUAGAGUACUUGAAAACAAUAAUGGUGUGCUGAUGAUUUUGAAAUGACUACUUGUGAUUUUUAAAACAUUCCAUCUAUUAUUUAAAACUGUAUUGUACAACUGAUAAAUGAUCUCUUUGUAGGUGACGCUGCCAAAUUUAGAAAGUGAAGAUGUGGAUGUUAUUUGAUUUCUAUACAAAUGUAUUGAACAUUGUCAAAUAAUAUAGUGAAUAUUUAAAAAUAGAUUACAAAUGUUACAUUAUUAAAUGUUACACCAAUUUUCACAUUCAGUUUACCCAAAGGAACUUUUAUAAUAUAGUUUGGAAAUGUAUAUAUUAGUAUUGUUAACUCAUUUGUUUCUUCUCUAAAACCCAAGGCUAGAAACAUACUUUACGCAUGUACGCAUUCGCGAAUGCUUAGCAGAGGCAUUGCUAGCACACAGAUCUGUUGUACAUAGAGCGACAUUGUCUCAUUUAUGCACUACUAGCACAAAAUGGAAUUGCAAUCUGUUUUAUUUGAGCAGCUCAACUUUGCAACAUUGCUUCAAACCAAAAACUUGAGUUUGGGGCAGGUCUGUCUUUUUGUCCAAAGCCGAACAAUAUCAGAUGGUGUGAUUUUUUUUACUUUUUUAAGGGGUACUCAAGCGGGCGAUAGAGUUGACAAAUAUCUGAGACAUUAAACUGGAUGGGUUGUAAUUCAGUCUAGCUAUAAAUGUUUAGAAAGUUAAACUAAACUUCUCUUCAAACUGUUUCUUUGCCAUUGCGGUGCACUAAUAAAGUUUACGCUCAUAUACAGUGGCAAGAAAAACUAUGUGAACCCUUUGGAGUUACCUGCAUUUAUGCAUAAAUUUGUUUUAAAAUAUGGUUUGAUAUUCAUCUAAGUCAAUAAUGAACAAACACAAUCUUUUUUUUAAACUAAUAACACACUAAUUAAUGUAUUGUUCUUGUACAUAUUGAAUACAUCAUUCAAGCAUUCACAGUGUAUGUUGGGAAAAAGUAUGUGCACCCUAUGCUAAUGACGUCGACAAAAGCUAAUGAGAGUCAGGAGUUGGCAAACCUGGCAUCCAAAUAAUGAAACUAGAUUGGAAGUGUGGGUUAGGGCUACUUUGACUUAUAAAAAGCACUCAAACAUUUUGAGUUUGAUAUUCACAGAAAGCAUCUGCAGACGUGGACCAUGUCUUGCAUAAAAGAGAUCUCAAAAGACCUACGAUCAAGAAUUGUUGCUUUGCAUAAAGCUGGAAAGGGUUACAAAGUUAUUUAGAUGAGCUUAGAUGUUCAUCUGUCCUCAAUUAGACACAUUUUUUAUAUAUGGAGAUGGUUUAAUACUGUGGCUACUCCCUACUCCAUUCAGCCAUGAUGACUAAAAGGGCACACCGCAGAAUGCAUAAUUAAUAUCUCUGUACAUGAGUCUACUAUAUGGAAAAAAUUAAACAAGCAUGUUGUCCAUGGCAGGAAAUCACGAAGGAAGCCGUUGCUUUCCAAAAAAAGCAGUGCUGCACACCUGAGGUAUGCCAAAGACCACCUCGACACUCCACCAAUAUUGGAAAAGGUUUUGUGGACAGAAGAAACUAAAGUUUAAUUGUUUGGGAAGAACAUGCAUGUAUGGUGUAAAAAAAGGGCACUGAAUACCAACAUGAAAACAUCAUCCCAACAGUGAAAUACAGUGGGGGAGCAUCAUGAUUUGGGGCUGGACCACGAUCAAGAUAUCCUACAGGAUAAUAUCAGGGUGGCUGUGUGUCAGCUGUAGCUCAGUAGAUGAUGGGUGAUGCAGCAGGACAAUGACCCAAAACAUUGAAGUAAAUCCUCAGCAGAAUGGCUUUAAAAAAGGAAAUACACCUUUUGGAGUGACCCAGUCAAAGCAGAGACAUUAACCCAAUAGAGAUGCUGUGGAAUGACCUCAAGAGACACCAGAUAUCAUAGGAAUUUGGCUGAGCUGAAGCAGUUCUGUAAGGAAGAAUGAUCCAAUAUUCCUUCUGAACGUUGUGCAGGUCUAAACCUCAGCUACCAGAAGUGCUUGUUUGAGGUUAUUGCUGCCAAAUCGACCAGUUAUUAAAUCCAAGGCUUCACUUGCUUUUUCCACAGCACUGUGAAUGUUUAAUGGGAUGUUGUCGAUAAAGACAUGAAAGAUUAAAACUGUUUGUGUGUUGUUAGCUUAAGCACAUUGUGUUUGUCUAUACUUGUGACUUUGAUGAAGAUGAGAUCACAUUUAAUGACCAAUUAAUGCAGAAAACCAUAAAACCACCUUGACAUAAUCUUUUCUUGCUACUGUAUAGCGCCUCAUCUGGCCAUGCUGAGAAUUAAUUGCAUUCUAACACAUUUCAGAAUGUAACAACAUGGAUUUUUUUUGCAAUUGAGCAUGCGUAGCUAGAAGCGUUUGUGUUCACGUACUUGCGUAGAAUAUGUUUCAGCAAAUGUGUUCCCAAUGUUCAGUUUUCCCCAUGUCAGAGAUGCUGAAAGAAUUUAUUGUAGUGUGAAAUUAAUGCUUCAUUAUUGAAUAUUCAUUUUUUAAAUGGCUCUUCAUUGUGGGAAGACGUGGCAUUUCUGUGUUGUGAAAUAAUGUGUUAUUUAUUGUUUGAACACUAAAUUAUUAAUUUGUGUAUGAAGCUGAUAAUUCUAUAUUUAUUGAAAUACGUAAUCAUAGGUCUAGUCGCUGUGCUGAAAUAUAUUGUUAUCUUUCUUAGAUAACAGUCAAUCAGAUUAUUGCUGGCAUAUUUUGAUGAAGCAUGUAGUAAUAUGCACUUUUAUGCUCAGUAAGCAAGUAGGUAGUUUGUCUCACUUCUUUGUAGAUGAGAGCGUUACUUGCUUCAAAUUCUGACCUCAUUGAAACUCUACACAUGCUGCUGACAGUUAGCUGUAGUUUGAACUUAUAUAGCACAACAUUUUGGUUACAUUUUAGAGAAUCAAAAGAUCCCAGAGAUUUAGGACAUAUAGAUUAUACCGAAAACAUAAAUACAAUUAUUUCGAUUUUUAUUUUAAGACUCUAGCAAAUGAAUGAAUCUCUAAAUGCAUACAUUUGUGUCAAACUCUUAUUUAUUAGUCAAACUUUUAUUUUUAAUUUCUGAUCCUUCAAGAAACGGCACCCAAAAGUGGAAAUUCUGUCACUUACACUAAUGUUGCUCUAAACCCAUGUGAUUUCUUUCUUCAGUCAAGCACAAAAAAGGAUAUUACGAGAAAUGUUCAUGCUGCUCUUUUCCAUACAAUGAAAGUGAAUAGUGACUGGGGCUUUCGUGCUCCAAAUUGCAUGGACUAAUUUUAUGCUGCUUUUUUGUCUUUUUGUGACAGCCCCAGUAUUCACUUUCAUCAUAUAAAAAAAGAGGAGCCAGGACAUUCUGCUAAAUAUCUCUUUUUGCAUUUUUAUGAAGGAAAGCUCAGAUGUGUUAACGUAAAUGACCAAAUUUCCAUUUUGAGGUGAGCUGUUUCUUUCAAAACAAUAAUGGUACACUGGGUUUUAUAUUUAGAGAUACAGUUUUAGAAUUUCAACAUUUCAGGCUUGACAGUUGUGCUGAGAGUAAAGUGUGCGUCAUUGCUUCAGUGAAAUACAAGCCGAUUUUGAUAAAUGAAUGUGUCCCAUUAUGAAUUAGGAAAGAAGAGGGAAAAGUGUCAUUCACGUCAUUUUUCAGCAGUUUCUUCCCCCAUGUCUAUCAGUUUUAAGUUUAUUUUAUUUAUUUGUGUCAUUUGAACGGCAUCAUAUCUUACUUUUCCUGCUCUCUUUAAUCAAUUUCUAAUAUCUACAGUAUCUGAUCUAUUUUGAACAAUGACUUGCAGAAUAUAGCAAAUGUUUUGCUGAACUGUUUGUUGAAUGACUUCUGAUGUCUUGUUUUUAACUGUUAAGAGGUGUGAUUGUACAUGGUCGUGUUUAUAUGGGCUACAUCUAAAAAUAUGGCCCUAAUUUUCUAAGAACUAUUCAAGAGAGUAUAGUUUCAAUAGGAGUCCUAUGUCUGUUACUAAGACAAACUGGUGGGAUAACGUUAUUUUGGUGUUUUACGGUUGUGCAAGCACUGUACAGCUGACGUAAACCUAGCUUGUUUAUAAAUAGCCCAGCAAUAUGUAUUUUCACACAGUUGUGAUAUAAAGCUAAUGCUUUAUUGUUAUGGCCACUAAAAUCGUAUUAUCUGUAGUUUCUGCACACGGUUUCUCUAAGCUUGUAAAUGCGACAGUUUAUUCAAAUGCAGGCUCCCUUGUGUUUGUGUGCUUCUAGAAAUUUAUUCUUUUGAAUCUCAUAAAGAUGUUACAGUCAUAUUUAACCCCCAAAUAAUCAAUUAUAUUUUGCUCAAAGAAAAUGCAGCCUGGUUAUAGGACCAUAGGAUUUAUGGCUUUGUGGCAUUUUUAUGACUGAGCACAUUUUUCCAAAAUGUUCUUUUUACUGCAAUGACAAAACCUUUCUAUAUUAUUUCAAUUGUAAAGUAUUUAAAUGCAUGAUGGAAGUAUUUGUUGUAAUGACUUAUUUUAUAUUGCAGUGUUUUACAGUAAUUGUAUUACUGUAAUACAUCAAGAUAGUAAUAAUAUUACGGUAAUGAGAAUUCCGGACGAAAAUGUCACAAUGCAAAAACUCAUAAUGGACCAAAAACAGGCUUCAUUUUAUUAUUACAAAAUAUAAUUUCUUUUGAUAUGGGGCUGAAUUGUGACUUUGUGAGAUUCAGGCUUUUGGAGGCCAAACAUUAAUUUGCUUUGUAUGAUUCUAGUGGUUUGAAUUAAAGAGGAAUACCUGGUUGUGCAAGAAUCGAUUGUGUUGCGUCUCUCUCUCUCUCUCUCUCUCUCUCUCUCUGUUGUGUUUGGCCUUUCCCUUCGUCUCAGUGGUGCUAUUUAUAAUUGCCCUGUUUUUUCCUCACCAUCUCUGAAUCUUUUUUCCUUUGUAUCACUAGAGCUACAGUUUAUCUCUACAUCAGAUAACUAAUAAACUGCAGGAGGUCGCCAACUCUGCAUAAAACCCUCUUAUCUGCAUUUUUCUCCUAUUAUUCAGGCUUCAAUAAAUGCCAAUGGGGCUGCAGCUCUUCUCAAUCUGUGGGG